CCAAUUUUUGAUUCUUGCUAUUUCUAUUUGUUUAAGUAUAGUAUUAGAGCUAAAAAUACAUUCAAUAUUAGAUGCUGCUACUUUACGAAUAAUGUUAUUAAAAGUUAAAAGUUUAAAUAUGAAAGAAUUUGUGAGAAAAAUAUUGAAUGUAGAACCUGAAGUAAAUAUUCAAUUAAAGGUUGAAGAACAAUAUUAA
Molecule: messenger RNA, 196 nt
Organism: Dentiscutata erythropus
Lineage: Eukaryota; Fungi; Glomeromycota; Glomeromycetes; Diversisporales; Gigasporaceae
Source: the annotation of a GenBank genome assembly